CGCUGUGUUCCUUCUCGUCCCGACAGUGACGCACCAUGCCAAUUGUCGAUAAGUUGAAAGAAGCCCUGAAGCCUGGCCGCAAGGACUCGGCUGACGAUGGAGACCUGGGGAAGCUUCUGGCCUCAUCUGCCAAGAAGGUCCUUUUACAGAAGAUUGAGUUCGAGCCAGCCACCAAGAGCUUCUCUUAUCAGCUGGAGUCAUUGAAGAGCAAAUAUGUGUUGUUGAACCCCAAAUCGGAGGGAGCCAGUCGCCACCGGAGCGGAGAUGAAACGCAGGCCAGGAGACAGGGCAGCGAGCAUGUGUAUGAGGGUGGCAGCGGGGACGGCGUUCCCGCCCCGCAGAAAGUGCUCUUCCCCACGGAGCGGCUGUCUCUGAGGUGGGAGCGGGUAUACCGAGUCGGAGCCGGUCUCCACAACCUUGGCAACACGUGCUUCCUCAACUCGACCGUGCAGUGCUUGACCUACACGCCGCCUCUGGCCAACUACCUGCUCUCCAAGGAGCAUUCUCGGAGCUGUGAGUUGGAUCGUCAAACGCAGGCUACUACUUUGGUCCAUCAAAUUUUUGGAGGCUAUCUCAGAUCACGUGUGAAGUGCUCGGUGUGCAAGAGCGUCUCGGACACCUACGACCCCUACCUGGACGUGGCGCUGGAGAUCCGGCAAGCUGCAAAUAUUGUGCGUGCUCUGGAACUUUUUGUGAAACCAGAUGUCCUGAGUGGCGAGAACGCCUACAUGUGUGCUAAAUGCAAGAAGAAAGUUCCCGCCAGCAAGCGCUUCACCAUCCACAGAACCUCCAACGUCCUAACCCUCUCCCUCAAGCGCUUCGCCAACUUCAGCGGGGGCAAGAUCACCAAGGAUGUAGGCUAUCCGGAAUUCCUGAACAUCCGUCCGUAUAUGUCGCAGAGUAGUGGCGAGCCUGUUAUGUAUGGUCUGUACGCCGUCCUGGUCCACUCGGGCUACAGCUGCCAUGCCGGGCACUAUUACUGCUACGUGAAGGCGAGCAAUGGACAGUGGUAUCAGAUGAAUGAUUCCUUGGUCCAUCCCAGCAACGUCAAGGUGGUUCUGAACCAGCAGGCCUACGUGCUCUUCUACCUGCGAAUUCCAGGCUCCAAGAAGAGUCCUGAGGGCUCCAUCUCCAGGACCGUCUCCUCGCUCUCCGGCCGCUCCAGUGCGGCUCCAGACCACGUCAGGAAGAAUAUCAGCAAUGGGACUCUUUCGCCCCCGCUGACUGGAAAGAGACUGGACCCUGCGGCAAUGAAGAAGACGCAGAGCACUGAGGAGACGGGUGCACCUGUUUCCAGGAACGGCUCCAUGUCGGGCCUGAAGUCGCAGAAUGGAUACGCUCCGCCAAAGCUGCCCUCGGGGUCCCCGUCCCCCAGACUCUCUAAAACACCCACACACCUGCCGACCAUUCUGGAUGAGCCUGGAAAGAAAAUCAAGAAAUCGACUCCUCUACAGCACUUCUCCCCAGCUCUCAAAACUUCUCAGGGGUUCCAUGGUGCCAGCGACCCAAGCGGCAGCCGGUCUGAGGGCCGCAGGCCAGGCUCCUGGGACGGCAGGGGCUCCAUCCUCUCUACCUCACCCAAGCUCCCGGCUGCAGUGACUGCCAAUGGGCACGGGCCCAAGGGCGCCACCGAGGGCUCUGACCUCGAGAGGGUGGACUCCAGCAGUUCCAGCCCGGAGCAUUCUGCCAGCAGCGACCCCUCCCAGGCCCCCCAAACCCCCAGGAGUGGAGCCCGCUUCCGUGAUUCUCAGGGAACAACUUGUGCUGCUACUGGCCCCUCCAGGGCACUGCCGGGUGGAGAAGACUCGAAGGCGGCGAAGCCGAGGUCCCCUGUCCUGAGCAGCACCACCCCCGAGCCCGCAAACACCAUGUCUCCUCCUCCAGCCAAAAAACUGGCCCUCUCUGCCAGGAAGGCCAGCACCCUGCGGAGGGCAACCGGCAAUGACCUCCAUGCACCUCCCCCCUCACCAUUCUCCGACCUCACCUACCCCAGGAAAGCCACUCACCCCGCCGUCGCCUGCACCCGGCCUGUCAGCACAGCCAGGGCCGUCUCACCUGCUCCCAGACCACCCAGCCAGCUGAAGCCCUUCCCUGGCGCCCACCCUGUGACACCGCCCAGUAGCCCCCAGCCUCUCCGGACAUCAGGCCCACAGAACUCCACCUCUGCUCCCCUGCCUCAGGUCAAUGGGGGCUUCAGGGUCCCUCCAUACCAGCUGCCGGAGGCCAGCGCGCGCCCCCAGAGCCUCCAUAAGAAGAGGAAAAGGAACCGCUCGGGAGCGAUGCAGGAGGGGGGCGCAGAGGCCGGGGAGGCAGCGACCCCUCCCGGGAAGAAGAGGAGGAAGAAGAGGAAGCGCCCGGAGGACUCAGACUCCACCCCGCUGCAGGAAGGGCAGACGCAGGGGCAGCGCGGGGGCCCCGAGGGCAGGAAGGCGGGCCGGGCAGAGCGGCUGGCGGACAGGCCGGAGGAAGAGGGCGGCCAGCACCUGGCGAAUGGCUGGCAAGUGGGGUGCGGGACAGGCGGCCCCCACGUGAGCAACAAGAAGAGGAGGAGGAAGGGCACGGAGGGCUUGGGCAGAGAAGACUGCCUCCACCAGGGCCCACCUUGGCACAGCUGCCCUCCUCCGGACGUCCUCGAGCCAGAGGCCACUGCAGCUUCUCCAAGGAAAAAGAAAAAGAGGAAAAGGAAGCAGGAGUCACGGCAGGAAGCAGCAGGGAACAAGCGUGCGGAAGGCUGGCAGGUCUACAUGGCCAUUUUCACCAAAAGUUGGCACUCAGACAUUCUCAGUAAUGAGGGUAGCUGGGAACCCGCAGAGGUGCCCACACGCAUGUCUGUUGUUGUAGUGUUGACGUGGGACGGUGAGGUGUCUGCCGUUAGCCAGGAUGCUGUUCAAGACAGCAGGUUGGCCCGCAUGGCCACCGUGAUCGACGACUGGGACGAAGAGGUCGAUCGCGGGAAGGAAAAGAAAAUUAAAAAAUUUAAGAGAGAGAAGAAAAGAAACUUCAAUGCUUUCCAGAAGCUUCAGAGUAGACGGAACUUUUGGUCUGUGACUCAUCCAGCCAAGGCCGCCAGCCUCAGCUACCGCCGCUGAGUCGCUGCUGUCAAACCAAACUCCCAGAAACGGAGCGUCCCUUCCUGGGAACUGUCCACCUGGACUGAAGAGCAGCCUUCUUGCAGACUCCGCUGGCUCUGUCACUCCCAGGCUCCGCACUGUGAGCCUGCUAUGAGAGGACCACACGUAGAGGCUCCGGCUUCUGGAGAUCAGGACCUCUGGGGACACAACAGGCAUCGUGACAAACCACACAGUGACUGUGGAGCAGGCGGCUGGGACCUGACUGCAGUGUCUGGUCCGGGGCCCUGGGAGAGAGCAGGGGAGGACGACGGCCACGUCUGUCCGAGUGUCCUCGAGAGCCCUCAGGAUGACCGAGUGUGCUUGGUUGGUUUUCACGGUGAGCCGUCUGUCUGCCGCUGCUGGUGGCUGGCGCUGCAUCUGGCCCUGUGCCCGGCCCUCAGGGCGGGGCUCUGUCUGUAUGCCUUACCUGCCCACCCUCAGGAAGUAAAAGUCGAGGCCGGCCUCACACACUGCCUCUCCCUUUCCUGGAGUUGGGGGCCGUCCUGCCAGUGCAUCUCUCCCUUGCGAGAAAGGACCAUCUCUGGAGAGCAGGUGGCUGUUUGCGGGCGAGUGGGGGGCUCGAACUUUGUGCCGACGCCUCUGUUCUUCAGGCUACUGUUCAUUCUGAGGGGCUUUCCUGAACCUUCCCCUGCAGCUGCAGUAACCGUGGGUCUUCAUGGAGGUGGUGGUGGUCUUGGGGUAGAAUCCUCCUUUUAUUUUACUAUUUAACAUAAAUCAUUUAUUUUUAACCAGGCCUGUGGCUGCCAUUAGCAAUAUGCUUCCUUUCCCUAAUAUGCAAAUACUGGCUUUCUUUGCUCAAUUUUGUGAGUGCUUUUGAAUUUAGAUGAUUGUAUAACUCGGGAAGAUCACUUUUUUAUCUUGCUCAAGCUGUGCCUGCAAACAUAAUUUAAUAAUUACGGGAAAUCCUCAGUUAAAGUGAUAUUUUCCAGAAAAAAGACGAAUGACCUGUGGUAGAAGGUAUAGAAGUAAACCUGAGACUCAU
This is a messenger RNA of Hipposideros armiger (great roundleaf bat), 4113 nucleotides long. RefSeq names its product ubiquitin carboxyl-terminal hydrolase 36-like. Lineage: Eukaryota; Metazoa; Chordata; Mammalia; Chiroptera; Hipposideridae. Gene Ontology annotation, biological process: protein deubiquitination; regulation of apoptotic process. The record is from RefSeq and is a predicted model, not a curated record. Gene Ontology annotation, molecular function: cysteine-type deubiquitinase activity. Gene Ontology annotation, cellular component: nucleus; cytosol. The transcript is spliced from 16 exons. Bases 36 to 3089 code for a protein of 1017 amino acids.